This is a messenger RNA of Aethina tumida (small hive beetle), 2196 nucleotides long. Its product is annotated as zinc finger X-linked protein ZXDB. Gene Ontology annotation, biological process: regulation of transcription by RNA polymerase II. Lineage: Eukaryota; Metazoa; Arthropoda; Insecta; Coleoptera; Nitidulidae. Gene Ontology annotation, cellular component: nucleus. The coding region runs from base 102 to 1763 and encodes 553 amino acids. The record is from RefSeq and is a predicted model, not a curated record. The transcript has 3 exons.
UCGUCUGUCAGAGUUAUUUAAAAAUAUUGUGUACUAGGUUAUGUCAAGAUCUGUAAUAUUUUUCUAUUAUGCCCGAAAAAUAAAACUACAAUUGCCACAUCAUGUCGAUGUACAAGAAUGACAGUAUGCUGUCGUGCGUUGAUCUGGGUGAAAGUUCAAGCAUAGAUGAGGAACUGUACGCGGCAGCUAAUUUGAUGGACAAAAACCAAUUUGAAGAUUGGAUGGACAAGGGGGUUGAUUGUUUUUUCACCAAAACCACCUCACUUGAUUCUCCGUUGUCUGGUCUACUCAUGAAGGAUGAUAUCACAUUCCCUUUGUCUGAAGAGGAACCAGUAAAGCAGUCUAAGAAAGACGUCAAUAUUCCAAACAUUUUAAGGUCACAAAACUCGAAGAUUAAUAAGAAUAAGAAUGCCCUAACUGAAACACCAAAAAAGCAAUUGAAAAGUGAUAUAUUGUUGCAGCAGCAAGCUUCUUUUAUUGAAGUAACCAUUAAUGAUGAUGUAUGCACAGUCUAUAUUAAGGACUCUGACGAGAACCACAUCUUUUUGCCUCAUAACCUUGUGGUGAAUCGCUCAAAUGAACACACAGCGGAGGAUUCUCAGGUUUUCAGCAGACUAGAUAUUACAUCAAUAAACCUAGUACCUGUUGCAAAAAUGGGCGUUAAAGAGACAGUUCCUCAGAUAAACACAAAUAUAGGCACGAAAUUUUUUUUGUGCCCAUUGACCGAGUGUCAGGAGGCAUUUCACCACAUUUCAAGUGCAAAAUUGCAUGCACUAAGACAUCUAGGCAUAAAACCGUACAUAUGUGAUAUUCCAGGCUGUUCAUGGAAAUUUUAUACGUCAUUCAAGCUUCAAAGGCACAAGGAAACCCAUUCUACAAGGAAAAUGUUUUUGUGUACAUACGAUAAUUGUAAUAGAGGUUUUACAACUAUUUAUAACUUGAGGUGUCACAAAAAAGUGCAUGAGAAACCGGCCACUUUACAAUGCCCUGUCAAAGACUGUCCAGAAGUAUUUCAAACUGAAAAAGAGAGAAGAUCUCAUUGUAAACAGCACAGUGCUUCUGAAGCACCAUUUAAGUGCCACUGUAACAAAUCAUUUUUCACACAAAUGGCACUUCAGACUCAUACAAGGUGCCACACUCACAAAGAAUCAGAUCUUACCUGUGAAUUUGCUAAUUGUGGUAAAACAUUCCACACCCCCUAUCGGUUGAAAGAGCAUCACAGAGCGCACACAGGCAUCAGACCUUAUGUAUGUGAUUAUCCGGAUUGUACUUGGCGAUUUGCGACAGCUAGCAAACUGAGACGUCACCAGGGCACACACUCAAAAGACAGGAAGUUUCACUGCACCAUCGGCAAUUGCAACAAAUCAUUUGUCAGGUCUGAACACUUAAGGGAUCACACCCUGACUCAUAUUGGUCAGAGGACUUUCGAAUGUGAAUCUUGCAACUUGACUUUUAGUGGAAAGUCAGCCCAUCACACCCACAUGAAGAAGUGUCACCCCAACAAGAAGAAGGAUUCGCCAGUACCCUCAACCUCAAACAGUCCAGCAUCUUUUGAUAUACCUUUUGUACCAUUUUCAAAGAUAGAUAAGUCACCUUCUCCACAACAGUCUGGAGACGUCCUCCUGGAACAGGCUAUUCAGAGUUUGGACACUGUCAACAGCUCUUCUGAUUUAUCUAUCUUGAGUACAUCUUGUCUUUUGCCAGAGGAAUUGUUGGAGAAUGACGUUAGCUUUUCUACAGUUAAUUUAAGAGAUCUUGAGUAAUGUUUGUAACACAGGAAAACUUUUUUUAACUCAUUUUAGUGUGACAUGUAUAUGUAAAAUGCAUUUACACAAUAAUUCCAUAAUGUCUGUUAACAGGUAUACUCACACUAUUAGAUCCAAUAGUGGAAUAUUAAUAAAAUUAAAGGGUUACACACACUUCAUCCCCAGAAAAAUGAUUCUAGUCUGCACUUCUGUAGCGUACUACUUUUUAUUUCCUAUUUUUAAAUGUUACAUGUCAACAUAUAUGUGAUGUUUCGUUAACUGGGACCGAAUUACUAUCGAUACAUGCCAUGUUAGAAUGAUAUAUGUUACAUUGCUAUAUUUUUAAUUGCUUUAAUAUUUAUUAUAUUAGAAAUAGUUAUAGUUGGUACUAUACAUAUUUAUAGAUUUUAUUAAUGUGAUAAUAUAUUCAAUAAAAAUGAGUUUCUUAUUU